AUGGAAGCAAAUGUACCAAGGCAUGUCCUGAAAGGUGUUAGUUUUAAUUCCUACAACUCUAAUGAUAUUUUGGAACUCAGUGUUAAGGAAAUCACUAAUCCUCAGACAUUUGACAGCCUUCUCCAUCCGACUUCAGGAGGCUUGUAUGAUCCAAAGCUAGGUCCUACUGAUCGAGAUGAAAGAUGUCAAACUUGUGGUCUGGGACAGGCGAAAUGUCCAGGACACAUGGGUCACAUCACUUUACCUUUACCCAUGUACAACCCAGUCUUCUUCAAUGUUUUGUAUCAGGUUUUGAAAGGAACUUGCUUUGAGUGUCACAGACUAACAGUCCAUUCUUUAAAGUCUUCUGUACUGGUUCAGAAGUUUCGUCUUUUGGAACAUGGACUUCUGUCAGAAGUGGCAGAUGUUGAUGAAUACAUAACACAUCUCAUCUCAGAAUAUGAUGUUUCUGCGGAGGAGAAAAUAUUGGAAUUGCUGAAUGAAAUGGUGCUAAACAAAAUCAAUAGUACAACAAAGCAAGACAACAACGUGAAGAAUGUAGAGGCUUGCAAGAAUGCUGCAAGAAAAGAGUUUAUCAAGGAAUAUUUUACAGUGAAAGGCAAGUGCGUCCACUGUAAAGCCAAAAGACUGCCUCUAAGGAAAACGCAGAAUGCCAAGAUUAUGCUGUCUACCAUCAUCCCAAAUAAGACAAAAAAAUCUUCUGGGCCCAAAAAGGUAACACAGACAGAAGAUGAUGAAGAGGAGGAGGGUGAUGAGGAGGAUUUGGUCUCAGGUAAACAGGUGUACGUGACCUCAGCUGAUGUCAGGGACCACCUCAGACAGGUGUGGCAGAAGGAUGGGCAGGUCCUCGUGUGUUUAUUUAACUUCCUGUCCAAUUCAGGGGCUGAUUAUCCAACAGAUGCAUUCUUCAUUGAAAUUAUCCCAGUGCCACCUUCCAGAUUUAGACCAGUAUCUUCACUGAAAGACAAGAAAUUUGAGAAUCCGCAGACCAUGAACUUAUGCAAUGUUUUAAAAGGUUCAGCUUUAAUUCGUCAAAUUUUGUCCUUGAAAUUAGUGGAGGACGAAGGAAAGGAAAUGACAGAAAUUGAGCCAACAAUCAUAACAGAGGUCCCGGGAGACACUUUGAACGAGAAGUUACAGAAUGCCUGGGUCAAACUCCAGACAAUGGUCAAUUGUAUUUUAGAUGGAGAUGCAGACAAACUGGCCCAAGACAAACUUAUAGGAGUAAAACAGAUAUUAGAGAAGAAAGAAGGGUUGUUCAGGAAGAAUAUGAUGGGGAAGAGAGUGAACUUUGCUGCACGUUCUGUGAUAUCACCUGAUCCCUGUAUUAGUACAAAUGAAAUAGGAAUUCCUGAAGUUUUUGCCAAAAAGCUGACAUUUCCACAACCAGUCACUCCAUGGAAUGUUCACGAGUUACGACAAGCUGUCAUUAAUGGCCCCAACUGCUACCCAGGGGCCUCGUUGAUAGAAAUGCCUGAUGGAAGCAAAAUGAUUUUAAAUCAUAAAGAGAAAGUUCAAAGAGAGGCUAUUGCUAAGCAACUGUUGACUCCGUUAACUGAUCCCCAGCAGCAAAAUGGCUGUAAAGUGGUCCACCGCCAUUUAUGGAAUGGAGAUGUACUGCUAAUAAAUAGACAGCCCACUCUUCAUAGACCCAGUAUACAGGCCCAUAAAGCAAGAGUUCUGCCAGGGGAGAAGACUCUGCGUUUACACUAUGCCAACUGUAAGGCUUACAAUGCAGACUUUGAUGGAGAUGAGAUGAAUGCCCACUUUCCACAAACUCAACUCGGGAGGGCAGAGGCUUAUACAAUUGCCUGCACAGACUAUCAGUAUCUGGUCCCAAAGGAUGGAACUCCUCUGGCUGGGUUGAUCCAGGAUCACAUGGUCUCAGGUGUGUCUCUAACCAUUAGGGGGAGGUUCUUCAACAGAAAUGAGUACUGCCAACUAGUGUAUAUGGCAUUGGUAGACAAGCGAGGGUCGAUCAAGUUAUUACCACCAUCCAUGAUCAAACCAUGUCCUCUCUGGUCUGGAAAACAGGUUUUAUCAACUCUACUUCACAACAUUAUUCCAAAACACAGAGAAAAGCUCAACCUGACAGGGAAAUCUAAAAUACCUGAAAAGAGUUGGAUACAUCAUCGACAGCGACACCAGAGCAUUGAUAACAUGGGAGAGAGUCAUGUGAUCAUCAGAGGUUCAGAGCUGCUCUGUGGUGUCCUUGACAAGGGUCACUAUGGCAACACUCCCUAUGGACUGGUCCAUUGUUGUUAUGAGCUUUAUGGGGGAGAGGUGGCAGGGAGCCUGCUAUCCUGUCUCGGAAGACUCUUCAUGAAUUUCUUGCAGCAACAUAGGAGUUUUUCAUUGGGAGUGGAAGACAUCUUGGUCACACGUAAAGCCAACCAAAAGAGAAAGAAAGCAAUACAAAAGUCGGGGAAAUGCGGACCAGAGGUCGCGACCCAGGCCCUGGGACUGGAUGAGGGACAGGACGAGGAGACAAUCAGGGAAGCCAUGAUGGAUGCUCAGUUUGACAAGAAUGACAGAAGAUUGAGGGAGCUGGACCUCUGUAUGAAAGGCAAAACUGACAACACACAGAAUGCUAUUGUGGGUGCCUGCAUGCCAAAGGGCCUGGAGAAGCUUUUCCCAGCAAACAACCUUCAGCUGAUGGUACAGUCUGGUGCAAAAGGGUCGUCGGUGAACUGCAUGCAGAUCUCAGGUUUACUUGGACAAAUUGAGUUGGAAGGGAGACGUCCCCCUUUAAUGCUAAGUGGAAAGACUCUCCCUUCUUUUUUACCAUACGAUACCUCCCCUAGGGCUGGGGGUUUUGUGGCUGGUAGGUUUCUGACUGGAAUAAGGCCUCAGGAAUACUUUUUCCAUUGUAUGGCAGGAAGAGAGGGAUUGAUAGACACAGCUGUAAAGACAAGUAGAAGUGGUUAUCUUCAGCGAUGCCUUAUUAAACACUUGGAGGGGGUAAUGGUGAACUAUGACAUGACAGUGAGGGACAGUGAUGGGAGUGUUAUACAGUUUUACUAUGGUGAGGAUGGGUUGGAUGUAUCCAAGUGUGGAUUUUUGUCUCCGAAACAGUUCCCCUUCCUUAUCGACAACAGUAAUGUAGGCAGAACUGGUCAGGCAUGUGAUAAGAAGAUCACCAAGAGGAUGAAAAAGAUUAAGAAGUGGAACAAAUCAAACAGCAAGAGAGAUAGAAGACAUUCAGCCUUCCUGGAAUAUUCUAAAGACAUGGCUGAGGAAGAGGUCCUGGAUCAUACAACUCUGGACAAGAGUGGGAGGAGUAAAGCUGCUGUAGAAAUCAUCACUAGGUGGCGCAGUCUGGGGGAAACGGAGAAAGAGAGAUACAUGAAAUAUGAUGAAAAAGCCCCUGAACCUGUCACAAGUAUGUACAGACCUUUCCAGUACAAUGGAGUACUUCCUGAGAGUUUCCUUCAGAAAAUUCAGGACUACAGUAAAAAUGAACUUCCAAAUCUAGCUUCUUCAGUAACUGAGAAGAACUUUAUGAGGCUGUUGUGUGAUAAGGCAAAGAAGUCUUUCUGUCAGCCAGGAGAAGCCGUGGGACUUCUGUGUGCUCAGUCUAUUGGAGAACCCUCCACUCAGAUGACCUUGAACACAUUUCACUUUGCUGGUCGAGGUGAAAUGAAUGUAACACUGGGUAUUCCUCGUUUAGUGGAGAUAUUAAUGGUGGCUUCACAGAACAUCAAAACCCCAUCAAUGGAGGUGCCCAUCCUUGCCCAAUGUCAGGAUAAAGCCAAAAGUCUGCAGACAAGGUUCAAUAAGGUUGUCUUGUCAGAGGUUUUGGAAAAAGUAACAGUGAAUGAGUAUCUCGCUAUAUGUGAAUUAAGCAAAAGCCAGCGAUCUAGAGUUUUCAAGCUUCGAUUUAAUUUCCUACAGCCUGAGUUUUACAAACGGAGACUACAUGUUACCCCUUCAUCAAUUCUAUAUUUUAUGGAGAAUACCUACAUUAGGAACUUGCUGAACAAAGUAAAGAAGAAAAUCAGUGAUUUACAGAAAGCAAGGUUAGUGAGUAGCGGCCAUGUCAGAACUCAUCACAAUCCUCAUACGAGAGCUCAGGCCUCAGACGAUGAGGAUUCGUCAGAUGUUGAGGAGAAUGACAACACAGCCUCAGAUGUCAAAGAGAGGCAGAAAAAACAGGAGGAGCAGGAAUAUGAAGAGGAAGAAAAGGAGGUGGAGGAAAAGGAUGAGGAAGAGGAAGAUGUAGAGAUGGAUGACAGUAAAAAUGAUGAAGAUGAAGAAGACAUGGGAGACAAUGACAGUUUUAUGUCAUCUGUGAAGAAGGAGUCCAAGGAAAACAGGAUACAGUUUGUACUACAAUCCAGCUCCAACAUAUCUGAUUAUAAAUAUGAUGUGAAGAAAGAGCUUUGGUGUGAAUUUACACUUCAGUUUGGCUUGCUGAACAGUAAGAUAGAUCUCACUUCCUUAAUUGAGGAACAUGCCAAGGAAACAGUCAUCCACUGUGUCCCAGGAAUAAAUAGGUGUCUUCUCAAAGAGGUUAAAGGUCAAGAUCAUCCGGAACUCCAUAUCUGCACAGAAGGAAUCAACAUCCUGGAAAUGUAUACAUACACUGACAUCCUGGAUUUGAAUCGCUUGUACUCCAAUGACAUUCAUGCUAUAGCAGGAACAUAUGGAAUAGAGGCUGCCAAUAAAGUCAUUAUAAAGGAAAUCAAGAAUGUUUUUGCAGCUUAUGGUAUUGAAGUGGAUUACAGACACCUUUCAUUGCUAGCUGAUUACAUGACAUUUGAGGGGACAUAUAAGGCUUUUAAUAGAAGAGCCUUAGAGACUUGUGCAUCAUGCUUACAGCAAAUGAGUUUUGAGACAACCAUGAGUUUCUUAGUUAAAGCCAGUAUGCAGGGUGCUAAUGACAAAUUGAAGUCACCCUCUGCUCAGAUUGUGACUGGUAAACCUGUGUCCUGUGGUUCUGGUACUUUUGAUCUUCUCUACAGACUUAUGUAGAAAGGAAGACAUUUCAAAGAGUAAAGAUUAAUUUCAAAAACCA
Saccostrea echinata is the source of this 5017-nucleotide messenger RNA. RefSeq names its product DNA-directed RNA polymerase I subunit RPA1-like. Gene Ontology annotation, molecular function: DNA-directed RNA polymerase activity; DNA binding. The transcript has 33 exons. Gene Ontology annotation, cellular component: RNA polymerase I complex. The record is from RefSeq and is a predicted model, not a curated record. Bases 1 to 4974 code for a protein of 1657 amino acids. Gene Ontology annotation, biological process: DNA-templated transcription. Lineage: Eukaryota; Metazoa; Mollusca; Bivalvia; Ostreida; Ostreidae.